GUUAGAAUGCCGUUGUCGGUUCUAGGAACGAGUGGGGUACCCUUGUAGGCACAUAUUUUUCGUUAUGAAGCACGAGUAUUUGUAUGCUAUUCCCGAUCGCUUGAUAAUUAAAAGAUGGAGACAAGAUGCCAAGGACAUCGGACAGUACGUUGAUGACAUCGAAGAGGAAUCCGAGAGGGGCUUUUUGCUGAGGCAUGGUGCCCUUCAUGCAGCUUCUCAAUGGAUGCUUUUCGUCAGUGCCAAGAAACAAGAGUUGUUUAGAGUUUCAUUGAAUGGGAUUAGAAACGUUUGCAGGGACCUGGAAAAUGGAAAUGCUAAAGCUGUAGAUGGUGCUUCGAAGAGGGUUGAUGUCGGCAUUAGGGACCCUGUGGUUGUUAGAACGAAAGGAGCACCGUCUUCGAAGAAAUUAAAGUCAAAGAAAAGAAGGUGUACUACUUGUAGAAAAACAGGGCACACUAAGCGGAGGUGUACAGUUAGCAUGAGGUCCUUUAAUGAAACAGAUGCCACUAAAGGUGCUGAUAUAUCCAACACAGACCGUGCGGAGGUUAAGAAUGUCGAGGCGGAGUGCAAGAAAGAAGUAACAUGAGCAGGUGUUGAUGUUGAUGUGUUGGAGGAACAUCAGAGUGGUGACCAAAAAUGCAACGGUGAUCAGAGAGUUUGCACAGCUCAAAGCCAAAACAUGCACUCAUUAGGCGAUCAAAAUGAACCUGACUGGAAAACAAAAGUCAUGGAUAUUUUGAGGAAGCUGAAUCCAAGAACGGAAGCCAAGUCUUGAUGCGUGGGGGAAGGAUGUGAUUGCUUUUUUCUGUUUUU
Messenger RNA from Arachis ipaensis, 813 nucleotides. Lineage: Eukaryota; Viridiplantae; Streptophyta; Magnoliopsida; Fabales; Fabaceae. The record is from RefSeq and is a predicted model, not a curated record.